AUGUGGUUUCUUGCGCCGGUGGUCGCCUUCUUGCACCUGUCCGUCGUCGUCCUCUCCGGCGAGCCCCCGGCGGCGGCGAAGGCCAAGGUCCCGGCGCUCAUCGUGUUCGGCGACUCCACGGUCGACACGGGCAACAACAACUACCUCUCCACGCUCGUCAGGAGCGACUUCGCGCCAUACGGCCGCGACCUCCAGCUCGCCGCCGCCGGCGGUGGGGCCGGUGGCCGGCCAACAGGCAGGUUCUCCAACGGCCGCCUCGCCGUCGACUUCAUCUCCGAGGCGUUCGGGCUCCCGCCGCUCGUGCCGGCGUACCUCGACCCGACCGUCAACAUGAGCAGCCUCGCCGCCGGCGCCUGCUUCGCCUCCGCCGGCGCCGGCUACGACAAUGCCACCUCCGAUCUUUUCUCGGUGCUGCCGCUGUGGAAGGAGCUGGACUACUUCAAGGAGUACACGGCGAGGCUGAGGAGCUUCCGGGGAGACGACGCGGCGGCGGAGACGCUGUCGGAGGCGCUCUACAUCGUCAGCAUGGGCACCAACGACUUCCUCGAGAACUACUACGCGGUGGCGCGCGGCCACGCGGCGGAGUACCCCACGGCGGCGGCGUACGGCGACUACCUCGUCGGCGUCGCCGAGUCGUUCGUCCGCGAGCUGCACGCGCUCGGCGCGCGCAAGGUGGACCUCAACGGGCUCCCGCCGAUGGGCUGCCUCCCGCUGGAGCGCGCCAGCGCCGCCGCCGGCGGCGCGUGCACCGAGGAGUACAACGCCGUGGCGGAGCGCUUCAACGCUGGCCUCCGGGACGCCAUCGCCCGGCUCAACGGCGAGCUCGGCGGCGGCGGCGCGAGGGUCGUGUACGGCGACGUGUACGGGCCCGUGGUGGCGGUGCUCGCCGAGCCGGCGGCGCACGGGUUCGAGAACGUGAAGGCCGGGUGCUGCGGCGUGACGGGGGUGUUCGAGAUGGGGUACAUGUGCGGCGCGCGGAGCCCGCUGACGUGCGCCGACGCGAGCAAGUUCGCCUUCUGGGACGCCAUCCACCCGACGGAGCGCCUCCACCGCGCCAUCGCCGACGCCAAGAUGAACUCCACGCUCUACGUCUUCCUAUGAACUUCCACCAUGGUAUUGAUUGUUGUGAACGUGAUGGCCAUGAAAUGCGCAGAAUGUGAUUCUUCCCAAGUUCCUAUAAAAAAUACCGC
Oryza brachyantha (malo sina) is the source of this 1190-nucleotide messenger RNA. Its product is annotated as GDSL esterase/lipase At2g04570-like. The transcript is spliced from 2 exons. Lineage: Eukaryota; Viridiplantae; Streptophyta; Magnoliopsida; Poales; Poaceae. Gene Ontology annotation, molecular function: hydrolase activity, acting on ester bonds. The coding region runs from base 1 to 1101 and encodes 366 amino acids. The record is from RefSeq and is a predicted model, not a curated record.